Molecule: messenger RNA, 6949 nt
Organism: Rhinolophus ferrumequinum (greater horseshoe bat)
Lineage: Eukaryota; Metazoa; Chordata; Mammalia; Chiroptera; Rhinolophidae
Gene: PCGF5
Product: polycomb group ring finger 5
Exons: 11
Coding region: 516-1286 (256 amino acids)
Biological process (GO): regulation of transcription by RNA polymerase II
Cellular component (GO): PRC1 complex
Source: RefSeq, a predicted model, not a curated record
UCCUUUUUUCUCCUUAGGCUAUCCGGCCAAAUCUAGUUCCCAGGGCUGCAGUAUCCUUAUUUCAAACGUGCCUUUCCUUAUUGCAGCUGCUGUCCUUUAGAGGACAUGGGAUGGUGAAUUCUCACCACCCUGUCGUUCAGGCCUCUUCUCAGACCAGGCUGCAAGCUGGCCACAGGGAAGCUGGAGUGGACAUAUACACACCAUCCAGCAUGACUUGCCCAGAUCAGGCCAGCUGGCAGUGCUAUCUCUACGUACGUAAGCAGGAAACGUGCUUUCCAGAAGUAGGAAGAGUCCAGCUUUGUUCCUGACUGAUUCACCACUUGACUUGGUCCAGGAUAUGGGAAAGCAGAACCACCAAAAGGAGUGAUGACCAACGAUCUCAUGAUAGAUCUGGAUGAUAGUUCUCAUGCCUCAGGAUAUCCAGUUGGGAACUCUCCAGCUCCUGGGAUCAGACUUUCAUCCACUUAAAACCCUUCUUUGCCUGAACUACUAAAACCAGUCCUAGCUAACUACGAAUGGCUACCCAAAGGAAACACUUGGUGAAAGAUUUCAAUCCUUACAUCACCUGUUAUAUCUGUAAAGGGUACCUGAUCAAGCCAACUACAGUGACGGAAUGCCUCCAUACCUUCUGUAAGACUUGUAUUGUCCAGCACUUUGAAGAUAGCAAUGAUUGUCCAAGGUGUGGCAACCAAGUUCAUGAGACAAAUCCAUUAGAAAUGUUGAGGUUGGAUAAUACAUUAGAGGAAAUCAUAUUUAAACUGGUUCCUGGACUACGAGAACAAGAACUUGAGCGUGAAUCUGAAUUUUGGAAGAAAAACAAGCCUCAAGAAAAUGGACAAGAUGACACUUCAAAAGUUGACAAACCUAAAGUAGAUGAAGAAGGUGAUGAAAAUCAAGAUGAUAAAGACUAUCACAGAAGUGACCCACAAAUUGCUAUAUGUCUAGAUUGUUUACGAAAUAAUGGACAAUCAGGGGACAAUGUAGUAAAGGGUUUAAUGAAGAAAUUCAUUCGAUGUUCUACACGAGUAACUGUGGGAACUAUUAAAAAAUUUCUGAGUUUAAAACUAAAGCUUCCAAGUUCUUAUGAGUUGGAUGUGCUGUGCAAUGGUGAAAUUAUGGGGAAGGAUCAUACGAUGGAAUUCAUCUACAUGACAAGAUGGCGACUAAGAGGCGAAAACUUUCGGUGUCUGAACUGCUCAGCCUUGCAAGUCUGCUCUCAGGAUGGCCCUUUAUAUCAGUCAUAUCCCAUGGUAUUGCAAUAUCGACCAAGAAUUGAUUUCGGUUAGACCAAGGGGCCUAGAUCCCACUGAGAUGAAUCCUGCACUAUUUGUUUACUCAUCAACAGAUUGCACAGCGAACGGUGUGUGGACUAGAGGGACACAACAAGAUUUUCCGCAUGCAAAUAAGGCCAUUGUCUGUCUCUACAUUGUCAGUUGCAUUUAUGUUGUUUCUAUUAAGAGCAAACCAAGUGCCAUUCUGCUACUGAACCAUCUGCGUAAGUUAUUUGUGCUGUCUCACAAUGUACAAUACAAGUCAUGGUUGAGAUCAGUUAGGUGUGCAGCCAUGAUUCAGCCUUCUGAAUAUUUUGCUUGCUUGUUCCAAGAUUGUUCUAAUGUUUGAUUACACUAGUAAUAUGGCUCAAUUUUUGUGGUGUUACAGUUUUCACAUAUUUACUAUUUCAUUAAUUCUUGUUUAAAUAGAGUAUUGCACAAGAAACUAAUAAUUAUUCUAUCUCGAAAUUAUUUUGUAUGGGAAAUAUAUUUAGAAAAGUGAUUUUUGAGCCACUGUCCUGUUCUCUGUAAGCUUUUUAUGUGCAAGAUAGUUCAAUCAUUUGGGGAAGAAUUCCAGUUAUUCUUUAACAUGUAGAGCACACUGUAAUCGUAGGCAUUUAAGUCAUCUGUCAGUGUCAUCUACCACUUGGCGCAAGGAGGGCAUGUGAGCCCCCCCAGAUUGAAAACGGAUGUGACUUCUUGGAGAACUGAAAUUGGAUUCACAACCAUUCGAAAUGUUGGCAGCUGAUCACAUUAUUUCUAAUAAAAUUAAUGUGUAAGGUUAAUCAUCUUCAUAAUGCCUUAUGACAAGCGGGUGCUGCUUCAUGAAAUAUUAUUGUAACACCCAUUUUAUGGAUGCAUCAUUACAUUGUUGCUCUCAUUUGAUAAGUACAUUGUUUCUCUCUUUAAGUUGGCCUUAGGUGUGUGUCAUUGUGGCAUGCAGAGGGUGAUGACGAUUUUAAAUACUAGAUUCUUUAGAGCAGAUAACAUUAGCUAUUUUAUGGAUUUCAAAAAUCUCAAAGCAUUUUUAGAUUAAAACUGUUAGUUACUUAUCACAUUUCCAAACCAUUUGCAUAAAAUAGAAUAAAUGCAGUAUAGUAGAUAAAUAUGCUAACCAAAAUUAAUGGUUUGAGGAUAUUUCAUUUUAGAUCCUACAGCAAUCGGGGAAAUGGGAUUACUGUUUUAUACGUAAAUUCAUUAUGGUCAGAGCUAUGAUAAUGUCCUCGAUUUUGCAGUUUUGUUAAGUCUUCCAUUCAUUUUGAGAUUAGUCUACAAGUCAAAGACAGUCUUGUUACCUUAAAUUAUAUAAAGAACUUCAUUUUAAACAUUUUAAAAUUUAUAGUUGUUUUCAGAAAACUUAUUUGGAAAUUGUUUUAUUAAUGUUUCAAAACAGGUUAACCUCUGAAACUUGGGAAGAAACUUUCAAAGUUAGGAAAAAUAUUUGUUCCAGAAAUCUGACAUGAGCACAAUCUGUGUGUUACACACAUAGUUUUUAUACUGUAUACAUGGUAGAUGUGCUACAUUUUCCAGUAAAAUGUAUCACAGAUUAAUGCCUUCUGAAUCUCAAAAUGCUUCUUAGAAAUAAAACACUGUACAACUCUGAGAAACAUACAAAAUACAGCUAAAUCUGGAUGCAUUUCACAAUAUAAAAAGCUGAAAUAUGAUUCUCUUCCAAAUAUCUUUGUUUCAAGUCAAAAAAUCUAUAUUAAAGUUUUCUGUUGGUUUUGUUCUGACUUUUGUAAAAAAGAUUAUGGCAGUACUUUAAUUUUCAUUUUGUUAGAUUGUGUUUGUGCUUAGAAGGGCUCACAAGCAAAAUUUAAAAGGCAGAUUUUUGUGAACUCUUUUUAAAUGGUUGGAACAGACCAUUACACUCAACCAAAAACAAUUACUCUUUAGCUACAGAAAUUAUUUUGUUAUGCUGUGAAAUCCAAUUCACUGACAUCCCUAAGAAAAUUUAAAAUUUAUUAUAAAUUUGUCACAUCCAGGUCAGUGAUUGAAGUAGUGUUUUACAUAUGGAAGUCAAUUUUAAUUGACUCAAUGCAAAAUGCGUUGAGAGUGCAUUUUAAAAAACCACAAAGGAGACCUGCAUGUUUUGGGGUCCUCAGCCAAAACUUACAACCUUAUAUAAGUUUUAUAUACAUGAUCUCUUUAAAUUUGUCCUGUUGCUUCACCAUAUGUAAUUUCACUAUUUUCCAAGGAAAUAGUAUUGGAAGCAAUUAGGAGUUCAGAAUAGUUUAGUGCAUUAACAUUUUUACUGAAAUGCAAUGGAAUAUGUGCCAAAAACAUAUAAAAACCUUAUAUAAAGAAGGACAUCAGUUGUCAUUUGGAGGAAGGUACACAUUUUAUGAUGGUCCUGAGUAAUACGGUAUUACUAUUAGAACCACAAACUUCUUCAACCAACCUCUUUUGAUAUAUUUAACUAUGAUUUUCUAAGUAUGGGACUACUUUCAUAUCUAGUAAUACACUAAAUCCCCAGUUAAUCAUUCCCUAAGCCAGGUUGUGGAAUUUGCAAGAAAACAGGUAUAGAAAAAAAAUACACAGACAACUUUUAUGGCUAGUUUUAUAAACUUAGGGUGCUAGUAAAAUAAACUCUACGUAAAUAGGCUAUAGGAAUAAUCACGUGAAUUUACAAAAUUGGAGACUACAUAAAAUUAAGUUUUUCUUUAAUCUGUUGUUUCUUAAGCAGCAAGCUGAAAGAACUUUUCUUCCAUAAAAGAUUUUGUAAUCUGUUUUCUCUGCCUCAGGUAUCAUACUUGUAAAAAAGGGUCAAGGAACCUUGGAUAUAAAGGCUUGUGGUUUAUAGACAUCACUUUAACUGAAGUAAUCACAUCAGUUAAUAGAAAUAUCAGAAUAUGUCCUUUUUUCUAAAUUAACAAAAUACUUUUAAGAAGUAAAAAAAGUAAACUAGAAAGCUCAUUGAUGAGGUAAUAUUAGCUCAUUCAAUCUGGGGCGCAGGUACCUUGGGUAAUGUCUUUUACCAACUUUUAGAAAAGUAUAUUAUUUCUUUAUUCAUUGAAAAUCUGUCCCAUACUAAUAUGCCACAUUUUAUAAAUGUAAUGAGUUUGCUCAAGUAUAUUAUAUACUCAAAUGUAAUCUAAAUUUAAAUGAUUCUUUAAGAGAAAAAAAAGGAUAUGUUAUAUAAUAUUGUGAACUGUUUAGCUUUAUUGAAAUAUUUAAGAGAAAGUGCCUCAUUGCAACUGUGCAUUUUUGUUUUAGAUUUACUACAUAAAAUUUGAGUUAUAUGUACCUGUCUCUUAUGAAUGAUUUCAUAUUUAAAUAGGCGCUCGUAAGUUAAUCUCUUUUUUAAAGAUUUUCGUAAGAAAAUACAUAUCACCAAAGACAUUUUACUGGUAAUUAAUAACCAUGUUGGAGAGACAGUUUUAACAGUUUGGAGGUUGGAAAUUUUUAGAUUGCAGUUUAAUUUUAUAUUAGGUAAUAACCUUGAAUAAUUGCUAAACUGUCACCAAAGAAAGGUUUUAAACUGAAUUUUCAUAGUGAGCUCAAUCAAGUGCAGUUCUUGCAAUAAUCAGAGCAUUCUUUGUUUCAAAUAUCUUCCUCGUUUUUCCAGCACAUUUGACAGAUCUUAGGAAAUCCUCAAAGGUGAGAAAGAGAUAAACACAACAAACAGCCUCCCUCUGGAUGAAAAGUGGGAGAAAUCUAUACUUUGAAAAGAAAGUUGAAAUUGAGAUUUUAAAUUCUAAUUUGAGAAGCUUUUUAUUCCAUGGAGGCAACGUUAACAAAAAUUAUGCUUAUUUAAGGUUCCUGGGUUCUUAGUAAUAUGAAAAACGUUAUUAAAGACAGACUGGUGAAAGUGCUGACAGGCUUGUGUAGAAAACAGUACCUACUGUUGCACUCAAAUGUCAAUGCCUUUUCUGUAUUCGAAAGCAAAAUUUUCAUAAUGGCCUAUUUUUUUCCUUGAAAAAGUAACUCCUUGUCUUGUUUCUCAGCAAUUACUUUGUUAUUCAUAUUUAGCCAUACAGCCAGAUUUGGCAAAAUGCGUCUCAGAUCCUGAGCAUAUACCUGUAGUUAAGCACUGUGCUUACAUCAUUUUCCCUGGGAGCUCCUCUCAGGGGCCACCUUAGAGGUAAGGCUCCCACUGUGACACCUUUCUGAUAGGCCACCUGGCUAAACCUCCUCGGGGAGGGUAAGAAUGGACGCACUGAAGUAAUUACAUCCUCUGAAGUAAUUUUCUAGUAGGUUAAGCUUUAUACAUUCAGGUGUUGGUUGUAGGGGAAUUGCAGAAAUGAAUGAGUUUGCUAUAACUGUAAUUUCCUGGAUUAGAAACACAAAAACGUGAAAUGAUAUUACUAAGAUAUAUAUCCCUACAAUAAGGAACAUAACAUGUCUGCUAGAUCUGGCUUAUGAAAGAUUAAAAAAUGUUAAAUAUUCUAGAGACUCUUUGAAAACGCAAAAUAGCUAAGCAAUUCUGGAUAUAUUUGAUACAUAUAAUUCAGUAAUGUUUUGAUGGAAAAACAUCAGAUUGAAAGUUCAUUAAAAUACACUUAAAUAUACAUUACAAGAUUUUCAUAAUUUUUUUUCCUACAGCAAUGGCAUUUUCCCAAUAAUUUGAAAGUGAUUCUCUUCCUAGUGUAAUGUGGUUUUCACAAAUAGUGUGUUGACUUGCUAUUCUAUGUUUUCAAACAAUUAAAAUGCUUGAGCACUUCCUUUUCAGAAAGUUACGAAAUUAAACUUAAAAAUAAUUUAUUUUAAAUGCUCAUUAAAAUGUGUCUGUAUACCUGUUAUACCCCUUUUCUAGAAUUCCACACUGAGACAUUGCUCAGAAAUGCUUUUUUAAUUUUAAUUAUCUUUAAAUCUAGAAUCGAGUGAAACUGAUACAUGUUAAAUACUAGGCCUAGUUUUCUUCCAUCUUUCAGAGCUUCAUGGAAUAAGAAAUUAACCUAGUAGUAUAAAUGAGAUGAACUAUUUCUGGGCAACAUAGAGAUAGUAAGCAGAUUAUUCACAGACUUCACAUCGGUCCACUGAGCAGGAGCUGUACAUAUUAGAAAUGUAAUGGGAUCAGCCUACUAUUGUUUGGGGUCAGUUUUCUUUUGCUGUAUUUUUUAGAAUGGGGAUGGGGGCCUAAGUGUCCUUAUGAGCUGUGGUCCACGACAGGAGCCUGUGAGGAGAACACCGGGGCUCUGCUGCUUUCCUGCGUCUGGCAACACAACCGCAAGCACCAGUUCUUCCUAGAGUAGCCCUCACGUUCCAUAAAACCGUCAUAGGAUACACUGUACAGUUAGGUUGCUCAUUUUCCUUUGAAAUAUAAAAUAUUUUAAGCUUUUUUUGUCAAAAGUGGUAACAUCUUAAUACAAAGAAAAACCUUUUUGUGGUUGUAAGAUUUAGCUUAUAAAUCAUUCAAAUUGAAGUGAAAGAUUACAGGUCAUUGUUAAUGACUUAGUCUAUUAAGAAUAUAUGUAUUUUUGUAAAGGAAAAGCACUUGUAGAUAUUUAAUCAGUACAAGAUAUAUGUCUGUUUUGCAGAAAUAAAAUGCUGCUUAGAGAUUCUCUAAAUAUUUUUUAUUUUUGUGCUCAAAUGUAUUUUCUGUUGAUCUAUGGAAUGUUCUGUACAAAGCUGUAUGGUCGUACUGUUGGGCUAGAUACUUUUGUUUUUUAAAAUCUGGACUUAGCCAAGUAUAUUUGACCAUGUUAAAAAUAGUAUCUUUGUUAUUAAAAACUUGA